GCCAAUUAAAAGAAUUGGUUUUUCGAUUCUCUACCAAUUAAAAGAACUGAUUUUCCGAUCAAAAGAGAGAAGUCACUAGUCGCGAAGAGAUCAAUAGUUGUCAAGUUUGUUCUCAUUAAACCAAGCCCAUUAGAUCAGGACCAGGCCCUCAGAAGAGCGAUAAACAUAGAUAGGAGCUAGGGUUAGGGUUUGGACAAGGAGCCGGCGGAGAGAUGGUUUCUUUUGUCAAUCGGACGUUAUGGCUACUACAAUCACCUAUGCAGCUGAAACUGUGGCCGAGAAGCUAUUGUCUGAAUCUGGCGGCCACAUUCUUGAAAACCUCUGGUAGUGCUGGUCCGACUCUUCAUGGAAUCAAAUCCUUGUCAUCGGUGAGAUCAAUAACCAUUCAAGGCUAUCAGCAGAGUCGACAACUUGCUUUCUGCACGAUCGGAGACCCUUCAUGGACCGCCAUACGAACAGGUUAUUCCUACAGUAACCUCAUAAAGAAAGAUGGUCUAAAAUGCUUGAUGAUGCACACUACACUUAGAGCACUUGGUGGCAGUUGCUGGCAUUUUGAUAGUGGUUCCUCUGUGCAUGUGGCAAAUGAUAGAACAUUGUUUGCAACGUUUGAGGAAGAUUCUGAUGAUGAGUCUGUUAGUUUUGGUGAUGGCGGUGAAUGUAGAAUACAUGGUCGAGGUGAAAUCAAAUUUCCAGGUGUUGGUGAGUUGAAAAAUGUUCUAUGCGUUGAGGAUUCAGAUUCAAAUUUAUUGAGUAUUAGUCAGAUUUGUGAUGAUGGUUUUGAAGUGAAUUUUACUCAACAGGGUUGUUUUGUAACCAACAAACAGGGUGAGUGUGUUCUGAAGGGGAUUAGAACUUUUCGUGAUAUUUAUGUAAUACAGCCAUAUCCACUGUUUUUGAUGGUACCUACUGGAUUCUUGGUUGCUGAGGGCGAAGAAGAAGUGUCUCUUGUCCAGCUUACCACUGCUACAAUGGAGGAGGAAGAGGAAGAGGAAGAGCUGGAGGUGGAACCAAAGGACGACAAUAGUACUAUUACUAAUGAUGUUUACUAUGACUUGUUGACUAUUGAAGGGAAGAAAUUAGUAUUGAAGAAGAAGAUCAAGAAGGGUGAUAUUUGUCCUCCAUGUGAAGGAGGGGACCUCCUUUCACCAGGCGAUGCCAUCUGCUUUGGCUCCUCUCUUGGUUGGUUGGCCUUUAUCCACCCUGGCAAUUGUUUGACCUACCUCUACAACCCAUUAAUCAUCAACCCCUCUACCCCUUUCAUCUCCCUCCCUCCUAUCAAGAACCUUCCUUCUGAACACCUGAGUGAAGAUUUCUUCAAAAAGAUUGUUUCAUCCUCACUCCCUCCGUAUGACAAAAAUAACAGUAAGGACUAUUGGAUAGUGAUGGCUAUCCAAGGCUACCAGAGUUAUGAACUUGCUUUCUGCAGGAUUGACCACCCUUCAUGGACUGCCUUACACGGAACACUUGGUCCCUACAGGGACCUAGUAUACUCUGUCGAGCACCAACUUUUUUUUGCUUUGGGCUGUUGUGGUUUAGAAGCUUGGGAUUUUCGCAAUCCUGCCUCUCCAACGAGUACUUUCAUUACUGAAUCCAUGCCUCCCACAAUGAGUUUGGUCAGUAAGGUGGUGGAAUGCUGUUGUUCCAGAAGAUAUCUAGUGGAGUCUUCGGGGGAUCUGUUAGUGGUUAAUAGAUACUCUUCUUCAGCUAUUUGUAGCAAGACGGUUGCAUUUGAUGUGUAUAAGCUGGACUUUGUUGGGAAGGAAUGGGUAUAUCUGCCAAGCUUAGGUGAUCGUGUAGUGUUUGUUGGUGCCAAUCAUGCUGAGUCUUUCUCGGUCUAUGGUUUGUUCCCUGGGUUGAUCCCCAAUUCCAUUUACUUCACUGCCUGUGACACUUCUAUAUCUAAUGAUUUGGGAUUCUUCAACUUGGAAGAUAAAAGCAUCUAUCGGCGCCACUUGGGGAAGAAGAAGGUUCAACCGUCUCCUACUUGGAUGGUGCCUCAGCUGUGACUGUCAUGGAUUCAGCUGUUGAUCUUAUGAACAAAUCAUUUACUGAUCGUUAGGAUUCGGGUUUUCUGUUUACUAAGUUGCCAAGCAGCGGUAUUUUGGAGUUGCUACCGAUAUGUACAUAUACUACUUCCUUGGAGCAGAGCCUAGCUGAGUGACAUGACUGUAGAGGAUUCUCUGUUGGUGUUGAUCUUUUUGUUAUGCAGCCUUCAUAGUCUAAAUUCUGGGAAACAAACUGGAGAAUUGUGUCCUUGAAUGAAAGGUUCUUUUAUUUAAAAUGUUCUUCAGUCUCCAAAAUUGUUGUGGAUCUUGUAAUAUAGGUAAGCAUUCUGUCACAUGUUUUUCCCUAA
Cornus florida is the source of this 2353-nucleotide messenger RNA. RefSeq lists its product as uncharacterized. The transcript has 2 exons. Bases 213 to 2006 code for a protein of 597 amino acids. The record is from RefSeq and is a predicted model, not a curated record. NCBI's taxonomy places the organism in Eukaryota, Viridiplantae, Streptophyta, Magnoliopsida, Cornales, Cornaceae.